Molecule: messenger RNA, 282 nt
Organism: Trichobilharzia regenti
Lineage: Eukaryota; Metazoa; Platyhelminthes; Trematoda; Strigeidida; Schistosomatidae
Source: the annotation of a GenBank genome assembly
AUGUACGACGUGAAAGUUGGUAAUGAUUUAUGGACCCGUCACUACAAUCAGCAGUGUCCAAGAAACUCAAAUAUCCCUACCAGUACACAGUCAUCUCUACCUCUGGAUAUGCUCUUAGAUACUUUUAACUUACCUACGACUGACAAAACAGAAAAGCAAAAUUGCGCAGCUCAGACAACUCCAGACAAAGCAGAAGCCGCAAACUCAACAAGCAGACGAAGCAACAGACGUCGACAACAAACUGAACGGUUUCAGAUAAACCCCAAGAAAGCACGCUAUUAA